GAUUUUAUCGACUUCUACUACUUUCCAACACUUCGCCAUGUACGACCCAGAAGUACGAACAUUCACCGGAAACAGCUCAGAAGUACGAACAGUGAAACAAAACAAUACUAUGUCGGAACGCCACUCGCAAGCUACGUUGCGUCAUCACGCCGUCCCUGUAAAAUCCGAACUGGAGCACUCCAUCAACGAGAGCUCCAAGAGGCCACACUCACAGCCUCCCAGACCCAGCAGAGUCGUCGUCUUGGCUGACCUCAACGUUGACCCUCCUGAAUCCGACGUCCAUGGUUCCGUCCCCGUCUCCGACCCCGAUCUCACCAGGUUGACUAACGAUGAAAGUAGUCAAGAUAAGAGCAGCUUAAUGAGCAAAGACACUGAUACUGCCGAAGGAGAAGGUAAACAAUUAAAAAAAUUGGGGAAAUGCCGUUCAAGAAUUAGUAAGGUAGAGUACCCUGUUGAUUGUGGAGGUGAUGCAGAUGGCGAUCAGCAUGGUCAAGGGAUCCCCUCAUCUCGCGAGGAAAAAGUUAGCAGCCUCAAGACUGGUUUGGUACAUGUUGCAAGGAAGAUGCCCAAAAAUGCUCACGCUCAUUUUAUACUUGGGUUAAUGUAUCAAAGGAUGGGUCAACCACAAAAGGCAGUUUCAGCAUAUGAGAAGGCAGCAGAGAUCUUACUUCGCUGCGAAGAAGAGAUAGAUAGGCCAGAGUUGCUUUCAUUGGUCCAGAUUCACCAUGCACAGUGCCUUCUGCUUGGAAGCUUAGGAGACUAUAGUUCAGAGUCUUCAGACAAAGAGUUUGAACGUAAAGAUCUUGAGGAAAUUAUUUUUAAGUUGAAGGAGUCAGUGAAGUCAGAUAUUAGACAGGCAUCUGUUUGGAACAUUCUAGGCAUGACACUUCUUAAAGCUGGUCGUUUGCAGAAUGCUAUAUCGGUUUUGUCGUCUUUAUUGACUAUGGUCCCUGACAACUUGGAUUGCAUUGGAAGCCUUGGGGUUGCUUACCUUCAAAGUGGGAAUUUGGAGCUUUCUGCAAAAUGUUUCCAGGAUCUGCUUUUAAAAGAUCAAAACCAUCCUGCCUCUUUGAUCAACUAUGCUGCCCUUCUUUUGUGUAAAUAUGGUUCAGUUGUUGCAGGUGCUGGGGCAAAUUCUGGUGAAGGGGCUUUUGCGGAUCAGGUUACAGCCACCAAUGCUGCAAAGGAGUGUUUGUUAGCGGCAGUCAAAGCAGAUCCAAAAGCAGCACAUUUAUGGGCAAAUCUUGCUAAUGCAUAUUAUAUUAUUGGUGAUCAUAGAAGUUCUGGCAAGUGCUUGGAGAAGGCAGCAAAACUCGAGCCCAAUUGCUUGGCUACGCGAUAUGCUGUUGCAGUCCACCGAAUUAGGGAUGCUGAAAGAUCUCAAAAUCCUUGUGAACAGCUUUCCUGGGCUGGAAAUGAAAUGGCUUCAAUACUAAGGGAAGGAGAUUCUCUUCUAAUCGAGCCUCCAGUAGCAUGUGCAGGUCUUGCCUUGGUUCAUAAGGCCCAACAUGAGAUUGCAGCAGGGUUUGAAAUUGAACAGAAUGAACUGAUGGAGGUUGAAGAGCGUGCCAUCUUCAGUUUGAAGCAGGCAGUAGCAAAGGACCCAGAUGAUGCCAUACAGUGGCACCAACUUGGCCUUCACAGUCUUUGCACCCAACAAUUUAAAACAUCACAAAAGUACCUCAAGGUUGCAGUUGCCCGUCUUAAGGAAUGCAGCUGUGCGUGGUCGAAUCUUGGUAUCUCACUGCAAUUAUCAGAGGAAGAAUCACAAGCUGAAGAAGUAUAUAAACGAGCAUUGUCAUUGGCGACGGUUCAACAUGCACAUGCAAUAUUUUCCAACCUUGGGAAUCUCUAUCGGCAACAAAAACAAUUUGAGUUUGCCAAGGCAAUGUUUACAAAGUCACUUGAACUGCAGCCUGGUUAUGCUCCUGCAUAUAACAAUCUAGGCCUUGUAUUUGUUGCUGAGGGUCAGUGGGAGGAAGCCAAGUUCUGCUUCAGCAAAGCCCUCGAGGUGGACCCGCUGCUGGAUGCUGCUAAGUCUAACAUGCUGAAAGCAGCAGUCAUGAGCAGACUCUGUUCAGGAUAGUCCUCAUGUCUCUUUCAAGAUUGAUAUGUACUCAACUGAAGGAUAAUAGGUUACACCCAACAAUACAUGGCUGCAGCUAUAGCUAUGCCUUGCUCAAUGUCUCGUCCUUAAUGUUCCCUCCAUAAUAUCAAACACCAAACAAAUGGUAAAUCACAUCUCCUUCCCUUCCUCCUAGAACUAUCCAGAAGGCUGAUCUUGCAACAUAUUAAACCUAGUGACUUCUUUGCCCGAAAUGGCCAUGGCCAGUGCUAUAUUUUUACAUUGAGUCCAAGUGAACACCCCUUGGCUGCAAAGGAAAUGAUAGAAACAGCGGAAGGCGAUAACAUUGACCUACAAGCUCGCGACUUCUGCUGCUCAUUAUUCCAGCCACAUUACAGGCUCUCUCUAACAUUCUCAAGCAGGUAAUUGCCAAUUUAACAGAAUGCGGGGGAAGAAAUUGAUCGAUGUAGCACCUGGGAUUGGUAGACUGGUCGCAUCAUGCUUCUCGACGUGGCUGGUGCAUCUGCAAGUGGAAUUGACGUGAUCAGUGAUGCUUCAAGUUACAACCAGAGUCUACUUUUGUAAUUUGCCUUUGCUCCAGCACUUGUAUGACUUGCAACUUUUAACUGGCUGUGAGUCAAAUUAGCACGAUUGGGUCUGGUAAGAAGGUUCUGCUAGAAUCAUCCACUCUCACAAGCCAACCAAUAUUUUGUGGGAUUGUGUAUAAGCUCAGUAUCAUAUGUAUAUAUAUAUUUUUAUUAGUUUUAAUUCAAAUAAAUAAUAAUAAUAAUAAUGUGAAAUCGUGUGAAAAUGUUUGUCGGUGGUUA
This is a messenger RNA of Cornus florida, 2892 nucleotides long. RefSeq names its product probable UDP-N-acetylglucosamine--peptide N-acetylglucosaminyltransferase SPINDLY. Gene Ontology annotation, molecular function: protein binding. The record is from RefSeq and is a predicted model, not a curated record. Bases 38 to 2086 code for a protein of 682 amino acids. Lineage: Eukaryota; Viridiplantae; Streptophyta; Magnoliopsida; Cornales; Cornaceae. The transcript has 12 exons.